UGGCGCUCAACCGCGUUUCUUCAAGGGAUGCAAAAGAUAGCGCCAACCUUUCCUUUCUCGUUACGAACCACUUCUCUCUUUUAUUCAUCGCAACAGGUAUACAGUCUCGACUCGAAGAAAGAGCCAAGUCGGCGACGCUUUGCGAGUGUAGAGAACCUGCCUUCCACCUUCGCUACGAGGAGUAGGGUCUUCACAAGCCCCUCAUACUCGAACUGCUUGCGGCUGGUUCGCAAGUCGCCACUGCAGCUCCAAAUAUCUUCUUCGGCGCUUAUCUGUCCUACAGUGCGCUACAAUAGCGUGCGAACGUUCUUGUACAGGUUCACAUUCCCAAAAGCUUCGCCGCAACCUGCACCACCAGCGGUUGCGACUAAUUAGAUCAUCGCUGCGACCUUGCCAACCCCACCCUCUAACGACAUAAGCCCUGAGGUAUCGGACCGUUGCGGUUGAGAAAGUGGAUGCGGCGAGCGUGACGUGCGAGCAGUACAAGCAAGGGACCAGCAGCAGCGCACCUGCGGAGAACGCGCUCGCGGGCGCCAUCAGCCCCAUCGUCAUUUCACGCGCGGCAGCGGCGACGCUCCCUUCGGCACUGCGGCAAAGACGGCCCGAGCCAGCGGCAGCGACCCGCCAAGCAGGAGGAGCAUCCAAACGGGACUCACCUGAGGGUGCGCCCUGGUGACGCCAGCAUGCCUUUGCCAUGAUGAAUUAGCCCCCUGCUGCACCUCUGGCACUGUCAUGACGAAAGCAUAUGACUUCAACUGGCAACGUCCUGUACCUGAAGCCCUGCUCAAGGGAUGCAUCUUUGACCGUUGGGAAGAGGAAAAAGAACAAGUUGUCUACGAACCGAAUGCUUUGUUCCGAGUUGACGAGUAUGGAUUUUUCAUCUAUUGGAACAGCGACGGAAGGGAUGGUCAGGUGCUCGAAUUGUCACAAGUGAAUGACAUAAGGGCUGGCGGAAUACCAAAGGAUGUGAGACUACUGGCAGAGCUGAGCAGCAAAAACCGGUACGGCCUAGACGAGGUUUCACUGACCAUCUGCUCAGGCACGGACAUGGUCAACAUCAACUACACACAUGUCGUCUGCCCAGAUCCUGAAACAGCCAAGGUGUGGCAAGCUGGCCUGCGCAGCAUCACCAACAACAUCAAAGCCAACAAUGUGUGCCCCGCCACCUGCCUUGAAAAACAUUGGAUCAAGCUAGGAUUCCUGGUGGAUCCAGAUGGAAAAUUACCAGUUCGAAGGAUAGCACAGACAUUUGCAUCAGGCAAGACUGAGAAGCUGGUGUACCAAUGCAUUGGCGAUGUUGGACUCCCAAGUGGCAAGAAUGAUGUCAUCGAACCGAAGGAGUUCACCCUCGAGAAGUUUCAAGAGUUGUACCAAAGGGUCUGUCCCCGCAAUGACAUCGAGGAGCUUUUCAAUUCCAUAACGGAAAGCAAGACAGAUUACAUCAGCCUGAAGCAGUUGAUCACAUUUCUCAAUGAAAAGCAACGCGACCCACGGCUAAAUGAGAUCCUGCACCCGUUCUACGAUGAGCGGAGGGCACGGGAGAUUGUCACUGCCCACGAGGCCAACCCCGACAAUGUGCGGGAGGGUCGGCUCAGCCAGGGGGGCCUGGUGCGCUACCUCAUGUCGGAUCAGAAUGCGCCCGUGUUUCUCGAUCGGCUCGACAUGUACAUGGAGAUGGACCAGCCGUUGUCCCACUACUACAUCAACUCCUCCCACAACACCUACCUCACGGGGAGGCAGUUUGGAGGCAAGUCCUCCGUGGAGAUGUACCGGCAGGUGCUCCUAGCAGGAUGCAGGUGCGUGGAGCUUGACUGCUGGGAUGGCAAAGGCGAGGACGAGGAGCCCAUCAUCACACAUGGCAAGGCCAUGUGCACCGACAUCCUCUUCAAGGAUGUCAUCUAUGCCAUCAGGGACUGUGCAUUUGUGACUUCCGAUUAUCCUGUGAUUCUUUCAUUUGAAAAUCACUGCUGCAAAAAGCAGCAGUAUAAACUUGCCAAGUAUUGCCUGGAUAUUUUUGGUGACCUGCUGAUUACUGAACCACUGCCAAGUUAUCCGUUGGAACCAGCAGUACCGCUUCCAAGUCCCAACGACCUCAAGAGGAAGAUUCUCAUAAAGAACAAGCGACUCAAGCCAGAGGACGAAAAGCGUGAACUGGAGCUCUGGCGGAAAGGACAGCUUCAGAAUGAUGACGAGGAGGAAGAGAAGGAAGAUGCCUCGGUGCCAAAUACAUCUCAAAAAGACUUGUCGCUGGACAAGGUACUGGAGGAGCAGCUGGCCAUGGCCCACUACCAGUACACGGGGGCCACGGUGCACGUGCACCCGGUGCUCUCAUCACUGGUUAACUACGCGCAGCCCGUCAAGUUCCAGGGCUUCGAUGUGGCCGAGGAACGGUCCAUCCACUUCAACAUGUCCUCGUUUGCCGAGACGGCUGCCCUCGGUUGCCUCAAAUCACAGGCUAUCGAGUUUGUCAAUUACAACAAGCGACAGCUGAGUCGCAUUUAUCCUAAAGGAACAAGGGCUGAUUCAAGCAACUUUCUUCCACAGAUCUUCUGGAAUGCGGGCUGCCAGAUGGUGGCCCUCAACUUCCAGACACCUGACCUUCCCAUGCAGCUCAACCAGGGCAAGUUUGAGUACAACGGCGGCUGCGGGUACCUUCUGAAGCCUGACUUUAUGCGACGGGCAGACAAGUCCUUCGACCCAUUUGCGGAGUCACCCGUGGACGGUGUGAUUGCGGCCCAGUGUUCGGUGCGGGUGCUGUCGGGCCAGUUCCUGUCGGACAAGAAGGUGGGCACAUAUGUCGAGGUAGACAUGUAUGGACUUCCCACGGACACCAUCCGCAAGGAGUUUCGCACCCGCAUGGUUCCUGCCAACGGACUCAACCCUGUCUACAACGAGGAACCCUUCGUCUUCCGAAAGGCAUUUCUUCCCGAUCUGGCUGUGAUCCGGAUAGCUGUCUAUGAUGAGAAUGGUAAAAUGCUGGGUCAGCGCAUCCUUCCCAUGGAUGGCCUGCAAGCAGGCUAUCGGCAUGUCUCUCUCCGGACAGAGGGCAACUUCCCCAUGUCACUGGCCAUGUUGUUUAUCUGCAUUGAGCUCAAGAUCUACGUUCCAGAUGGCUUGGGAGACUUGAUGGAUGCCCUGUCAGAUCCACGGGCAUUCUUGUCGGCCCAGGAGAAGCGACUUGUCCAGAUGCGUGCCAUGGGCAUCGAGGAGGCCGACAUCCUCGUCAACCGGCCUGAGCUUGGCUCCCAGCAAAAGAAAGACGACGAAAAGCGGGAGGAGUGGCGUGUGGAGGCCAUCACGGUGGACGCACUGCGGGCAGAGAAGGAGUACAUCAAGCUGCGGCGCAAGCAGAUGAAAGAGCUCGAGGGAUUGCGCAAGAGACACCACAAGGAUAAGCAGCACGUGCAGAAGCAGCAGUGCCUGGCCGUGGAGAAGCUUUUGCCGCGGGAUGCUGGCGACGACUCGGGCACGGCUGCCAGCGAGGACUGCGCAGUGCGGUCACUCGUGGUCAACCAGAUGCACCAGUGGUCGUCCCUGCUGGCCUCGCAGCGCAGCCAGGAAUGGGAGCUGCUGCGCCAGCAGCUCACCCAGCAGGGGGCCCUGCUGCGCACACUCAUGCUCAAGGCACAGGCCGCUCAGAUGAAGCAGCUGGACGCAAAGUUCGAGAGGGAGAACAAGGAGAUGAAGACCAAGCAGGCCAAGGUGUCGGUGGAGACGGCACGGGAAGUGUCCAGUGACAAGACAUUGCGCAACAAGGCAGAGCGAGAACGGCGAUUGCGUGAGAAGAACAGCAACAACACCAAGAAGUUCAUCGAGGAGCGCAAGUCAGCGGCACUGAAGCAGAGCAAGGAACGCGAGCGCCUCAAGAAGGUCCACGAGAAGCAGCUGCACGACCUGCAGCGCGAGAUCGACAAUGGCCUGGAGCUGUACAACACGGCCGAGCUGGAGUACAAGCUGUGUGCCAAGCUGGAGUGCUUCGUGUGACGCCUGCCCGAUAAGUGGGGUGCUUCCCUGGCUGCUAACUGCUGCCGCUGCCACGACACGAGGAGGGAGGCCUGCGAUUCCGGCGUCGUCCAAGGUCGGCGCUCGGCAACCGGGGCAUGGCCCGACCACACACGUGCAAGCUUCCCUUCACGUUUUCUGUGCCACAAAUGAGCUGUGCACACUGUGGCAGAUUGUCACAAUGACACAGCCUGUCGUGGAUUCAAAUUCAGGGAGCAGGUGACGUUAUGCUCUCAUUGGUAACCAAGGUUGCCAUUACCGAAAGGCAUUCAUUGGCCUUCUGAGUGCAUUUUCAUGUUCAAUAUACUUGCGCGUGAUUGCAUGACUUUCUUGUAACUAAGAGGAAUCCCCUGCACAAUGAGCUGAAAAGAUAGUUUAGGUGACAUUGUAGUAGCGGUCUCUUUAUUUUUUUCUCUCAUUAUAUGAUAUAAGUUAGGGCUGCUGUGUGGAUUUCAGCAGCACAUUUGUCUUCCUGCAAAGUCAGUCAGUGGAAAAUAUGUGCUCUAAUCUGAAAAUCAUGGCAUCGGAAUCUUACAAUAACCAAGUGAUGUUAUUUUUCCCUGGUGAAACAGACCACAAUCGUGGGAAAAUUUUUCAGUGCAACAAUGUCUUUUGCAGGGGGCUGUCUGAUCACUCUAGGUCUGAGUGGAAGUGAGACCUUUUACUUUGUUAAAUUUCUGGGCAGACUGAGGGCUUGUUUCAAUCUGCACAAACUCUGCAUUUCACACAAAGGGCAGCACAGGAAUGGCUGUUGAUUUGAUAUUGUUGUUACUGAGCACGCUCUUCCUGUAGACAAGCAGUGUAGUUGUUGAAGCAUUGCUGAAGCUCAAUGUUGACGCGACGACACAUGUCAAGACAGAGAAGGUGACACAUUUUGGAUGCGCAUAUUGUUAGCCUUCAGUGGAUGGUCAUAUAAACCAGAAAUUAUUUAUGUUGAGGCCUGCCCAAUUGCUUCAUGAAAUCUUUGUAUGUUUCUAGUGACAGCACAAGGCGUGAGGCCAUCUUAAGGCUAUCUUGUUUUCAUAAUUGUGAGGUUUAUAAUUUUCUACCUGCUCCCCACCAUUGUGUUCCUGCAGUAUUUUUGUUUUUGAGAGCACUGUAAGGUGGUCUUGUUCUUCUCCUUUAGUUAAUUUUUCUUGACGUAAACCAUAUUAAACGUGCAGCAACCAGUCAGUAACUGCUCAUACACAUUUAAGCAAUUCCAUCGCAUGGUGUACUGGCACAAAAUGCAGUUCAGGGCAUCCCUGUUGGAAGACUCGGAACUGCCCGCACUUAAAUGCUAAAGCACUAAAUUUUAGACCGAGUUGGCCAGUGUGCUGGAAAAGCAUGGUAACUGAGAAAAGUGAGAAUACCUAAGACUAGCUGUUCAUUCGUCAUCUGAAUUCAGAUAAGUUUUUGUAUACAAGACAGAUUGCACUUGCUGCAACAAGCAUUGACAGCAACGUACAAGGAAACGUGCACUUGAAAGUGUCCACCAAUAAUCUAGUCUUGAAGCUCUUUAAUGGCACAUUUGAUUGGUUUCUUUCAAGCACUCUAGAGAGCUUUGGCCAUGCGCUUUGCGUUCGGCAAGUCGAAAUCAAGUGCGUGAAACACGUUUACCUGGUUCAUUCAGAGCACUCGUCACCUCUGCACUGGGAGCCCUGCAGAGAUCCGACAGGACUCCAGUCACAUGACUUUUCCAAUUGCUCUAGGAGUGGCUGCACGGUUAGCUCGGGCAUGCUUUUUCUCCACUGUCGAGAGGCCUCCACAUUGCCGCAAGUCGAGUCGAAGCAUGGUGGGAACUCCUUUGAGUGUAGAGCAGGGCCUUUCUCGAGUCGUGCAACUGCUUGCCACCUCUCCGUCUGCACGGUGCUUUGGUGCCAAUUAAUGCUGCACUACGUUCUUUUGUUUCUAGCUGAGUUGCAGUGUGUAAUGAUGCAUUAUUCCAAGAGGAAAGUGCACAAUUAUUAACUGUGGGCACUCCUUUUUGCCCCUGGUGCCUGUCACCAGUGAGAAACACGAUGAAGUUGCUUGACCAUACGCAAUUGAUCGCUGGUGAGAGCGAGUGAUACAACUUUCAGCACACGAGGCAGGAGUGGGACAGAGAAUGGGCGGCUUUCCGUUUCUGAUGCUUCCGCUGUAUCUCACCAUCUUCUGUACAGUCCAACACGAAAUAUCUUUCACUUGUGCAGCGCCUAUGAAAGAACCCAAGAGAGACCACAUCAGCGACGAACCGUGAAAUGAGUAAGCCAUGCUGUCGCGCAUUGGCUUUCGAUGACCUUUUGCUCCUUUUGUAUCUGAUGUUCGUACCUAACCUGUGUGGAACAGAUGGCCAAAGGUGACCAGUGUUGUUAUGUUUCAUUGUGCACUUCUGUGUUGUUUUUGCUCCCCACAAGAAGAAGCCAAAAGGUGUACGAGUUGUUGUUGGAUGUGCACCCUGUUGAAUGUUGAUGUGAUGGAAAAAAUAGGAGUGCCUCUAUAAUACAUGAGUAUUCAGAAGCUAUUUCCUGAUGAUUUUCAAAGUUGCAGGCCUGAUUGUUUAUGAGCAUGUAUUCUAGUCACUGAGUUGUUUCCUUUCCAUGUACUUAGUUUGUAAGCAGAUGCUGUGUUUGCUGACACGGGUUCACGUGCGCGUGACUUCUAAAUGACUGAAUGUAUUAAUGUCAAAUGCGCCUCACGUCCACCUCAAAUUUUUCAGUGCAGUUCCUGUAUUUCUUUCUUAAAUAAUGUGCAUUUAUUUUGGAGCUAUGACUUCGUGCACCGUAUUAAUGCAGUGUGAAUACAGUGGCAUUUGCAGAAGCCUAUGGAGUGCCUGCACUUAGCUAUACCUGUUUUCACUUCCUUCACUUGUUGUUGACUGCAUUGUUCUGAUGUCUAGAAAUGCAUGUGGCACCGCAGUUGUGCAAAGUGAGCUCAUGUUCAAACCUGCAUCUCAAAACAGGUGGGCAGUUUGUGCGCAGUGUGCCUGUGCGCCCAUAGCUCGUUUCCGAGCUCGAGCCUGCACAGAUGUCGUUGGUGCCGCCUCGUACCCUUAGAAACAGCGCAAUAUAAAGCCAGCACAAGCAAGACCAGUGCUCAUCCUGUAUCGUCCUUCUUGUCCUUCGUUUAUUUCAUACUGUUUUUUAGCUACGCUCCUAUUGCAGUAACCUCCGUCGAGGUGCAGAUCUUUCUAUCUUAAGUCUUCAGACUUAUCUUCAUCAAGUCUUGAGCUAAAAUUUGCUAGAGAAAUGUAUAGGUAACUACAACACUAGGUGCCACGUACCAGUUACCUAAAAAUUACACAUUGCUCUUGUAAAUGUCGCUCUGCUUGAUGCCAUGACCUUCAGACAUGAUAAAAAGUUACUAAAACUUUGAAUUCUGCACAGAUGUCAUCAUUAUUUAAGGUGACGGUAUAGCUGUUACCUUUAUAAAGGUUACUGUGAUAGGAGUGUAGCUUUUGCAAAGUAUCCUCUUGGAUCUGAUAGUUGUUCAGUAUUGAAAAGCUGGUGUGCUUUGUAUAUUGCAGUGUGUGAAAACAGUAUAAAAUUGCACAAACAUGAGAUGCUCGGGAUUUGAAAAAUUAUUUGCAUCUGCAGGUUAUUAGCAUGCUGUCCAUAUAAUUUCUCUUCUGCUGUACUUGUUUCCGAACUAGUCGGCUUUAGAAAACUGAUCAAAUGAAGCCAAGAGACAGCCACAAACGUAAAUGAAAAAAGUACAUGGUCUCAGCAAAUAUGUGCAAGUUCAAUAAUGAAUAAUCUGUGAACUCCUUGCACAACUUGUGUCAAGAACUCUCUGCUUUAGGAUAAUUCAUUGUGGUAAAAUAAUGUAACUACCAUAUUUUCUGGUGUACAAUUUGCACUGUUGAAUAACUUGCACCAUUCCCACAAGUAAGUUUUUAAAGAAUAGGUUGGUACAUAAAAUGCGUGUCUUGUACGACACUACUACUCACUACAGAGUCAGUGCGAUCAAACGCGACACACGUGCUUGCAUUUAAUGAAACAGCAUAAUUGGAAUGCUUUAGUUUAGUGCAAUCUGCCGCGGCAGUGCAAAACACACGUGUACAAUUGUCAACAUGAAUUGCACUAUACUAGAAAUAACCUUUUUUUUGUUUUGGAGCACCCAGUUUCACUUAGUCUAAUGCAGUGUGCAUGUGUAAAGGAGAAAAAUUUGUUCUUUGUUAUGGUUGUCAAAUUUCUUCUUCUCGAUCGCAUCAUCAAACAGUCAUUUAAAAAAACAGCAUCGCAAAUGUGCGUAUUUGCUCGGUUCCCAUUUUCAAGUGCAAAUACAGCAGCAUGUGAUGCAGGCAUAUUGUGCACCAAAAAAACAGAGGCACCAGAAAUUCAGUUGGCAUGGCAUCCAGGCUAAUGAACGUUGCCACCUUAUCCUGCCAUGUGCCGUCUUGAAAGCUUGUUGCACUCAUGCUAUCUAAGAAACCACACAGGCACUUGUUGUCACUGCCAUGGCAUUGCGAGUUGCCUGCACAUCAAAUCCUAUAGGCUGACAUGCACUACCAUGACCGUUACGCUGCUAACGGGAGGGUCUGACACAUGUGGCUGUCGUAAGGCUAUUCAAAGAAAAAGAUAUUAAAACAUAUACAAGUUCAAAUUCAAAUUCGGAUUGUUUAUUAAUCCUUGAAAAAACAAUAGGAAUGUGUCCGACACAACAAGUUGCGUCAUCACAGCACAGACACAAAUUAACCAAAAACGAGAACUUAUACACCAGGAAACAUGGUAUGGUCUCAUGAAACCAAAUAGUAUUAACCAGAUUUUUGUAUGAACUUCAUGCAUGGGCCAAGUGUGACACCAGCGAAUAACUGAUGCUCUUAUGUUCAUUAAAUUGGUUGUUAAUACUUGCUGCGUGUCUUGCAUGGCAAGAAGUCAUCUUUAGCAUCACUAAAUUAUGCAGGUUAUAGAGUAUUUUAACUAAGGCAGGUGCUGUAAGGGCUGCAGACAAAUUCUUGGUGCAGUUGCAUGGAUGCAUGAACGCACUGUCACACUUAAUUUUUGUUCCCCUUAAUGUGAACCGGAAGCGCAGUUUAACUAGAAGAAAAAAAAAAGACGCACUUUAGCCCAUUGACGUCCUCUAAGAACUUGGCACUGCGGUAACCUAAUGCCACAUUUCCAGAGUGACAUUCUUUUGAUCGCACUGAUCGCAUUCCAGUUGACUUGCUGCAACCUGUGUCACUUCUGCCAUUGUCCCCCUUCGAAGAUUUUGCAAAAAUGGUGCUUUAAGUGAGCUUAGCUGUUUUUUGCAGUGUGCCGUUUUAUGCUUUUCUUGCUUGAACCUGUCGUCCAAACUGUCUCUCAAAGUAGAUGGCUUGAUUUUCCCAAGUCUAGUCCAUGUUUCCGUUGUUGGCGGUGCCAGUGCAUUCUCAGGGCAGCUUUUUCCCUAUGCGCCGGUGCUUUCAAAGGGUGCACUGCGCAGUAGCCUUGGUGGGAUGACAAUCUCGCACUCGUUGACACUAACUCAGGCGUAUUUGAAUUAAGGUGCAUGCCAAUAAAAAGAGAAGGAAGCACAUUGUGCAAGGUAUCUUUUUUUUAGUAAUGACUGCAGGGAUGAAUGAAUUUUUUAAAUUCUAUUUACUAGAUAGGAUGACAUUGGUGAAGCAGAACAAGCCUGCCCGCAAACAUUUGUGAGCGCUGUGCUGAAUAGGCUUCCUCAUAAAUUAUUUAUUUCUGUCUAAUAAAGAAAUAUGCUGAACCUAA
Dermacentor albipictus is the source of this 9665-nucleotide messenger RNA. The record is from RefSeq and is a predicted model, not a curated record. Lineage: Eukaryota; Metazoa; Arthropoda; Arachnida; Ixodida; Ixodidae.